Molecule: messenger RNA, 498 nt
Organism: Penicillium diatomitis
Lineage: Eukaryota; Fungi; Ascomycota; Eurotiomycetes; Eurotiales; Aspergillaceae
Exons: 2
Coding region: 1-498 (165 amino acids)
Biological process (GO): retrograde transport, endosome to Golgi; endoplasmic reticulum to Golgi vesicle-mediated transport
Cellular component (GO): COPII-coated ER to Golgi transport vesicle; endoplasmic reticulum; Golgi cis cisterna
Source: RefSeq, a predicted model, not a curated record
AUGUCUCGUCUCAAUGACUGUUCAAAACUCAAUUUCCGUCUCAUCGUACUAGGUGGCCUGUUCCUUUUCGGAGGAGUGCUCAUGUUCUUCGACCGAUCGCUGUAUGUUUGUCUAUACCAGUCGAAUAUCAGGCCAGCAACCAUUUCGCAGACUUCAAAGCUGACCUCUUUCUCCACCAUCUCCAGACUCGCGAUGGGCAAUAUCCUCUUCCUCAUCGGCCUCACCUUGAUCAUCGGCGUCCAAAAAACAAUUGUGUUCUUCACACGGCCGCAGAAACUCAAAGGCACCGCAGGCUUCUGCGCAGGCAUUAUUCUCAUCCUCCUCCGCUGGCCAUUGAUCGGGUUUUUCGUCGAAUUAUACGGGUUAUUUAUUCUUUUCGGGGACUUCCUCGUGACGAUCGGUCAAUUUGCCGGUAAUAUCCCGGUUGUCGGGACUUACAUCAGACGCGGACUGGAGAUUCUGGCUGGGGAACGGAGUAAUGCCGAGUUGCCUGUAUGA